Messenger RNA from Apus apus (common swift), 1883 nucleotides. It is a transcript of the gene PSMD13, whose product is annotated as proteasome 26S subunit, non-ATPase 13. The record is from RefSeq and is a predicted model, not a curated record. Bases 60 to 1190 code for a protein of 376 amino acids. Gene Ontology annotation, biological process: ubiquitin-dependent protein catabolic process. Gene Ontology annotation, cellular component: cytosol; proteasome regulatory particle, lid subcomplex; nucleus. Gene Ontology annotation, molecular function: structural molecule activity. The transcript is spliced from 13 exons. Lineage: Eukaryota; Metazoa; Chordata; Aves; Apodiformes; Apodidae.
GUGAGUGUGCAUUUCCGGCGGGCGCGGGGGCCGGCGGCUCCGCUGCUGAUCCCGCCGCCAUGAAGGACGUGCCGGGGUUCCUGCAGCAGAGCCAGAGCGCGGGGCCGGGGCAGGCCGCCGUGUGGCACCGCCUGGAGGAGCUCUACAACAAGAAGCUGUGGCACCAGCUGACUCUGCAGGUGUUGGACUUCGUGCAGGACCCCUGCUUUGCCCAAGGAGAUGGACUCAUCAAGCUCUACGAGAACUUCAUCAGCGAGUUUGAGCACAGGGUGAACCCCCUGUCCCUGGUGGAGAUCAUCCUCCACGUGGUUCGGCAGAUGACAGAUCCCAACGUGGCCCUUACUUUUCUGGAAAAGACUCGAGAAAAGGUGAAGAGCAGUGAUGAGGCUGUCAUUCUGUGCAAAACAGCCAUCGGGGCCCUCAAGCUGAACAUCGGGGACCUGCAGGUCACCAAGGAGACCAUCGAGGAGGUGGAGGAGAUGCUGAACAACCUCCCCGGGGUGACCUCUGUGCACAGCCGGUUCUACGACCUCUCCAGCAAGUACCACCAGACCGUGGGGAACCACGCCUGCUACUACAAGGACGCCCUGCGCUUCCUGGGCUGCAUCGACGUGAAGGACCUGCCAGUCUCGGAGCAGCAGGAAAGGGCCUUUACCCUGGGCCUGGCGGGGCUCCUGGGGGAAGGUGUCUAUAACUUUGGGGAGCUGCUGAUGCACCCGGUGCUGGAGUCGCUGCGCGGCACGGAGCGGCAGUGGCUGAUCGACACCCUCUACGCCUUCAACAGCGGCAACGUCGAGACCUUCCAGGGCCUCAGGUCGUCCUGGGGCCAGCAGCCAGACCUGGCUGCAAACGAGACACUUCUGCUGCAGAAGAUUCAGCUGUUGUGUCUUAUGGAGAUGACUUUCACCCGGCCUGCCAAUCACAGGCAGCUCAGCUUUGAGGAGAUUGCCCAGAGUGCCAAAGUCACCGUGAAUGAGGUGGAGCUGCUGGUGAUGAAGGCACUGUCAGUGGGGCUGGUGAAGGGCAGCAUUGAUGAAGUGGACAAGAAGGUGCACAUGACAUGGGUCCAACCACGUGUGCUGGAUUUGCAACAGAUCAAGGGGAUGAAGGACCGCCUGGAGUUCUGGUGCACGGACGUGAGGAGCAUGGAGAUGCUGGUGGAGCACCAAGCUCAUGACAUCCUGACCUAGAGGACAUUGCACUGCCCCUGGGAGAGCAGUUCUGCUGCUGGUGCUGGCAGCACUCAGCACCAGCUGUGCUGGGGUGUCAGGGGUGGGUGGGCAGGGGGGGAGCAGCUUCCUGAGGGAGCAGCAAGUGGCCUUUCGCAGUGUGACCCUUUGGUGCUUGGAGUCAAGAUUCCCCAGGUGCUGGCACUGGUGGCUCUGGCCACGAGAGCUCUGUCCUGCUCCUGUGGAAGGGGGCAGGGGUGGAGGGGGCAGGGGUUCGGUGGUGGCUGGUGUGUCACUGGUGUCCCCAGGCUGUGGGGGGUGAGGCUGGCUGUGUGCUGCAGGGGCAGCAGAAGCUCCUUCCCACACACGUCUGGGGAGGUGCCUGACCCUGCUGUGUGGUGGUGCUUGGUGUGUUGCCUUGGGAGGACGUGCCCUUCCCUGGGGACCUCUCCCCCUGCCCCUGCAGCUGCCCCAGGCAGCAGCACUGACUCCAUCUCCCUGUUUGCCCUCUCUCCACCACCUCUCCUUCCUCGCCUGCAGCAGAGGGACUGUUUACUCCAUCAAAGGGUUCUCCCAGGAUCGCUGCUCAGUGGAUGUGUUUUUAUAUCCUUUUGGAUAUAAAAACUUUUGGGGGUGUUUGUCUUUUACCAACACUUUGUACUGCAGUGAGGUGUGACAGUAUUGCUGGAAUAAACUUCUCUGCCUUCCCUUUUC